Molecule: messenger RNA, 636 nt
Organism: Cimex lectularius (bed bug)
Lineage: Eukaryota; Metazoa; Arthropoda; Insecta; Hemiptera; Cimicidae
Gene: QIL1
Product: MICOS complex subunit MIC13 homolog QIL1
Exons: 3
Coding region: 213-557 (114 amino acids)
Biological process (GO): cristae formation
Cellular component (GO): MICOS complex; mitochondrial crista junction
Source: RefSeq, a predicted model, not a curated record
GUGUCAAUGAAAUGUACACAUGGUAAAGUGUGACAUCUAUAGACCCCCUCCUCGGACCUCUACGCUCACUGAUCAAUGCUCUGUAGACGUAGAGGUUGUUUGCAACCAGGUUAUAGAACUAGUAUAGCUUAAGAAUUUGUUUAGGAGGAUAGUACUAGAAUAAGGAAGAAAAGGAUAUAUUCGCCUAGCAGAUUAAUAUCGAAUAAGUCAGAAUGUCACGACUCGUUAAAGUUGGAACUAAGCUCGGAAUAGUUGGGACUACGAUUUACUACUCGGUAGAGUACGGCGUCUGGAAGGACAGUUCUAAGACCGAACAGCUUUAUAAAGAUUUGUACAAGCUUGCUGUCCCUUUGUUGAAAGAAGUACCCAUAGAGACUCCGGAACUGCCCAAGGCUGCAGAAGUCUCCUUGUAUGUGAAAACUAGUUGGAACCAUGGAAUCGUCACGGCUACCAAGUUCAUAUUGGAUCUGCCUGAGCACGCAAGCACUCUCUACAGAUAUAGCGCGGAUUGGGUGUCCAAUCAGCUCAACCAAGAGUCUAAAGGCAGUGAAUCGUAGUUAAUAAAUUCUAUUUGAACUAAACAUCUUUUCUUGUAAUUUAGUCUAUGUAAAUAAAUAUGUUAUUAUAUGACUUAUA